Cryptococcus wingfieldii CBS 7118 is the source of this 990-nucleotide messenger RNA. RefSeq lists its product as hypothetical. Gene Ontology annotation, molecular function: aspartic-type endopeptidase activity. The transcript has 13 exons. The coding region runs from base 1 to 990 and encodes 329 amino acids. The record is from RefSeq and is a predicted model, not a curated record. Gene Ontology annotation, biological process: proteolysis. Lineage: Eukaryota; Fungi; Basidiomycota; Tremellomycetes; Tremellales; Cryptococcaceae.
AUGCCUUUCGCCUUGCUCAUCUACUUGUUCACACUAACCACGGGCACCACAUCUGGUAUUUUACGCAAGAUCGAGUCGCUGGGGAAUGGCAAUAACAGGCGUAGGGAUGUGGAGCUUGAUGGGUCUUCCAGUGGUGGAAUAGGGUAUACGAUCGAUGUGAGCUUGAAUGGAGGUUCGAGCAUACCUAUACUUCUUGACACUGGAUCGAACCAAUUUUGGGCGGCGUCAACAGCAUGCGACUCGUGCACCAGCGCAGGGAUGCAAAGCAGUGGACUAGAGGCGGAGUCAGGCUGUGAAGUGUAUGGAUUAACAUACGGUAUCGGGAGCGUGAAGGGGUGUAUCGUGGAGAGUACCAUGACGGUUGGGGAAUGGACUGUCGACAAUCUUCAUGCCUUGGUUCGGGAUUUGGGGUAUGGCUCGAGACGGUGCAACGAGGCGCCGGUCGUUGGUUUCCACCUCGGGCGAGAGGGUGAUGGCACCGAGAGCAAAAUGACCAUCGGAGACGUCUCUUCUAUUAGCUACGCUCAAACAAGCAAGAAGGUGACCGUCCCAUCUCGAAACAACACCUACGACUUGUAUCAAGUGUCUAUGAAUUCGAUAUCGGUCAAUGGCAAGACAUUGGAAAGCGAUAUAAUCGCCUACAUUGACACAGGAUCUACGGCCAUAUCCACCCCCGAAAUGCUCGCCGGAGAUAUAUACAACGCUCUCUUUGACGGUGUAGCCUACAAAUACGGAACAUCGUACAUUGUACCAUGUGAACCUCUGACCAACGCCUCAAUCGCUUUCACCUUUGGUGGAGUAGCGUUCGACAUGGCGUCCGAGGAUCUUGUUGGGGAUGAUAUUGCCGAUAAUUCUGGUUGGUGUUAUGGCCGCUUUGUUUCCCUCUACGAAGGCGUUGAUUAUAUGGUGAUAGGCGAUGCCUUUCUCCACAACGUUUAUCAUACCGUCAAUGUCCAGAAUGGGGACGUCACAUUCUACGCUCUUUCGUAA